Lutra lutra (Eurasian river otter) is the source of this 6924-nucleotide messenger RNA. It is a transcript of the gene ITPRID1, whose product is annotated as ITPR interacting domain containing 1. The transcript has 14 exons. Gene Ontology annotation, molecular function: signaling receptor binding. Lineage: Eukaryota; Metazoa; Chordata; Mammalia; Carnivora; Mustelidae. Bases 137 to 3274 code for a protein of 1045 amino acids. The record is from RefSeq and is a predicted model, not a curated record.
AGGAGUGGAUCUUUCUUUGCAGGUGGAUGGGGGCCGGUGGCGGGGGCUGUGACGAUUGGCUUCCUUAGGGGAUGGGCUUUGCUUGUCCCCUGAGCUCUACGCCACCAGGCAGAGUUUACCGAAUUGCUCUCUCACAAUGGCGGAGAGGUCACAUGGAUUCGGCAACUCCCAAGGAGGCCAAGAAAAGAGCAGGAGAGAGAUCCUGAGGUCCACCAAGAGGGUGUGGGCCCCCCUAGAUGAGCAGCUGCCUCCUGGCUCUGAGGAGGAAAGCCAGAGUGUCACCAUCCCCACACUGGAAGAUUCCAAACAAGCAAGUAUUCAGCAGUGGCUGGACUCUGGAUUCUUGGUCUCUGUAAAUGAAAACUUUCAGCAAGUCAUCGACCACACUGUUUCUUUACAUGAACAAGAAAUGGUGCACAUGACCGUGAAGGACUACAUGAGAUCUCUGCAUCCGUUUUCAGAAACUCCCACCCUUUCCAGAGGGACCAGUUUCAACUCUUGCCAUUCUGCUGCAAGUCUCCCACAAAGCAUUCCUGAAUGGCUGGAAUUUUGGGAAGAAGAUCCGGUGGAGAUUCUCUUGGAUCUGGGGUUUGGUGCAGAUGAGCCCGACACCUGCACACAAGUCCCAGCCAGAUUCCUGGGUUGUAGCUCAGCCGCCAGAGGAAUCAACAUCCGGGUCUUCCUUGAAGCUCAAAAGCAGCGAAUGAACAUUGAGAACCCUGACUUCUACAGUCGUUUCCAACAGCUGGAGAUCCUGGACCAUGUAGCCAAUGCCUUCUCAUCUUUGCUGAAUAAUGUUAACAUCCUGCAGAACAAAGAUGAAGCGGAAGACAGAGGGGAAAAUGUGCAAAGAACCUCAGUGAGUGAAGCCAAUGGACAUCAGAAGAGAAUGGGUAAACUUUUCAAGAGAACUUCAAAGCAGAGCAUUAAGAGAGAUUAUAGCCCAGAAGCAUCAGAGUCACUGAAGAUGAGGGGCAAAUUUUCCAUCACCUCUGCAAAAUCAGGAGGGUGUGGAGCAGAGUUACCAGUUGUGACAAACAACCAUGACCAAAGCCAUUUGUUUCCUUUGGCAGAACACUGGUCUCUCCAAGCCUGCAAUGAUUUGGUGCCCUGUCAUGCUCCCCAAGCUCUUGUGAGCAAACAAUGGCCUUGCUCAUCCCCAUUGGCUAAGAGGGCUCCUCUUUCCUGUACAUCUGAGGGCUCAGUCAAGGACAGAACUGAAAAGGUACACUCCAUUCAAACUAACAAGCUCAAGAGCUUGUCUCAUCUUGCAAGAGAAGCACUGGACUCCUUUGAAUUGGAAGAGGUCCAGAGCUUUGAGGAAGAGACUGGUAAUCCUCCUGACAUGACAUCAGGAAUUACAGAUGCCACAGUGAACAGAGAAAACAGCUUCCAGUCCGACAGCAGCGGAUUCCUGGAUGACCCCCUGGAACCAUUCUCCUUGCAGAUGCCUUCCUUGCCAAGCAGCCAGAGUCCUGUUGAGAAUGGAUGUAGAGAGCCAAGGGAUCAGAGCCAGUGCUUAGUGCCACCCCAGGACUGCCAGCAAGAGUCAGAUGAAUCUGAUUCCAAGAAUAUGGUGAACACAGCCUUUUCAAAUCAAGACUGGAGUGUCAUGGAAGAAAAGGCCUCAACAUCUACAGUGGAGGAAGAGUCUCUGUUUGAGGAUAUGGAGAAGCCCCCAGAGCCAUUGACCCCAUAUACAGCCCUUGACAGGACCACCAGAGGGGGAGAACACCCAAGGAAAGACAGCCAUCCAAGGCAGGACUUGCCCAGGCCCCAAACUGGAACCGAGGCCCUGGUGGGUCCAGCUAGCUCCAGGUGGGACUGUCCUCUGGGGUUUAGGCUGCCCCACAGCACAGAAGCCAAGGAUGGGUUUCUGAAGCUUGAGGGAGCUGAGGAAACAUCCAUGCAAAGCCACCACUGCAAGUCCCAAAGACCCCGGGGAGCUGAUCCUGCUCACAACAAGCCCCUUCAUGUAGAUACUGAGGCAACCUGUCCUGACACCAAUGGUACCUCAGUGACAGGAGAGAGCCCACCACAGCAUGUCCCCAGGCCCAGUAAUGUCAUGUCCUAUACAGUUGACCUUAUUCAAACAUCUGCAAAGUUCAUUCCCCACCUCGACAAACCUGCUGGAGAUACUCCCCAUGCAAAGCCAGUAUGUCGUGCUUUGGGUCAAAUACCACAUCAAGCAGAAUCUGAGAGGGGAAAGCUUCCUCCAAACGCUGACUCAAACGCUGCUGGUUCCAAGUCGGUGACAAUCCAGAUGUCCUCCAACCUGGCAUCUGCUGCUCCGGAUGCUGGGGCUUUGGGGACUGAUUCUAAAGGAACAACUUUAGAAUGCACCAUGGGUGAACUUGCUCCCACAGCAGAACCAGGAUUGGAGACAAAAUCAAGACAGUGCCGUGAUGUUUCUGUUCAGGCUGAUAUACGUGAGCUUAGACCCUGGCACUGCUGUUCAGGGCAGAAUAACAAGGCCCGGCGCCUCACCAAAUCCGUCUCUCUGGACACAGGCUUCUCUUAUAUCUGCCCACCGGGCAUCUGCCACGCUGAACCCACCCACGGCUGUGUCUGCUGUCAUCACCGGCCCCACUGCCAUUCAGAGAGGCAGAGCCCCAGCCCUGUGUCUUCAGCCUGUAGACACUGCCUGUGCUCCCAUCACCAUCUGGAAGCCCAGUUCAUGAAGACUUUGAACGUCCUUCAGGACACCACAGCGAAGGAGCUAUGCUCGUGCACAGUCCAGGAGAUGGAAGUGAUGAAGAUGGUGUGCCAGAGUUUCCAGGAGCAUUUGGAGGAAAUUGAACAGCACCUUACAGGACAGCAGGCACUCUUUUGCAGGGACAUGUCAGAGGAGGAAAGGCAGGAGGCCAAACAGCUGCAGACUCUCCGUUGGGCCCUGCAGCAGCAGGUGGAGGAGCUGGCGUUUCAGUUUGGAGACCGGGCUCAGCAGAUCAAAGACGAGAUUCUAUUGCACUUUGAGCUUCUCACAGAGGAACUCACUGAACACUAUCCAAACCUGCAUGACUGUAACUGGACAGAAGAAAAGAAUGACCAGACUUCAUGUGCUAAAGUCCACCCAGCCAUGGCCCCCCGGGUUGCCUUUCCUUCCCAAGAUGGCCAGCAAACUCUCAGCUCAAGGGUGACCCAUUUACCUGCCUUCUCUUCACCCACCUUGGAGAGCAGCACCAGGAUGUCUCCUCCAGCUGGGGCAGAGUCAGGCCCAGCCCCCUUGUCAAAUUGUCCUAUUGGAGAUAGGGGUACAAAUGUCUUCCUCUAGAUCAGAGUGGUUUUGAUGACCUUCCUGCAAAGUGUAAGAGCACAUUCCAGCCAGACAAGGAAAUCUAAAUUGACCCCCAGAAGUGUCUGUCAACCUGCUUCAGCUAUUUUUAAAAAUAUUCUACUCUGUGUUUCAACCCAGGAGAAACUCAAUAUUUCAAUAUUUAUUCAAUACAUAAUAAGUGAGCACCUACUAUGUGGCUGGCACAGGGAAUACAUGGGGGUCAAAAUAUGUAUACAUAUCUCUAGAUAUAAAUGAUAGACAGUCUUUGCCCUGCAGAAACAUAGAGUCUACUGGGUAAGAUAGAAUGUGGAUACAUAAAGACAUAUGGAUUUGAAAACUGUGAAAGAGAUUUGAGGGAAAUCACAGGGUUUUAUGAAAGAGAACAUAGCAGGGAAUCUGACUGAGAUCAAGCUGUCAGGAGUGCCUGGUUGAGGAAGUGACAACAGAAGAGGGAAAGAAAAUCCAGGGCUCAGAAGGGCCAGCCUGUCCAAUGGCCUGAGGCAGUCGGCCCCUGGAAGCAUUGAUGAAGCUCCCACCAUGACCCAGGAGAUCCUGGGUCAGGACAGUUGUAAACAAAGACAGUUGUAAACAAGACAGACAUUCGACUCAUAAAUAGCUGGAUGGAGAGCGGAGAAAAGAAGAACAACCAACAAGAUAACUUCAACAUUGACAAAUGCCAUGGAGAAGACAGCGUGUGAACUAUGUAGGGGGUGGUGUGGAAGAGAAGCGUACAGAAUUCCUGAGGGUGACAGGCAGGGCCUUGCUGAAAGGAGGCUAUUUGGCUAAACCCUGGAUGGUGAGGAAGAGGAAGCCAUGUGAAAUUCUGAGGGAAGAACCUUGAAAGCAGAAGGAAUGGAAAGUUUAAAGGCCCUGAGGCAGAACCAGCCGAAGUUGCUGAGCACAUGAGUGAUGGGAGCGUGGAGGGCGAGGAUGUCCAUAGGCUGACUGUAUGCCGGGGUCUGAGAGCCAGGAUUCUUCUUCCUUGUGGAAGCCAUUACAGGCUUUAAGGUGGAUUGUCAGAUAGUCUGGUUUACAUUUAAAAAUCCCACUGACUGCCUGUGGGGAGCAUGCGGUUGGGGACCUGCAGCUAAGCAGUGCUCCCAGGGACGAGGCUGUUGGUGUAAUCCCUGUGGUAAGAAGCAAAGUGUCGAGUUGCUUCCAUGCAGCUGGGGAGGCUUGGGAACCCCCCACCCCACCCCACUGAAACAUGGGAUGCACUGGCAGUCUUAAAGCCCUGGAGGAGUUCUAAGAAAUGGGGAAUGAAAGAAGAAUGGGACAGUCAGAAGAACUUCAUGGAAAAAGUAAUCCCUUGAGAGAAGUUAUAACGUGUAGGAGAUGGGCCAGUGGAGGUCACUUCCUAGCAAGGAAACUCAGAAGCUAUUUCUUUGGAAACUAGCCACUACCAGAUUGGGCCUCCUAGCCUGUCUCAUUCUUCAUCCUCCUUGCUUUUUGAAAACCCUUUGGCUUCAGUGGAACCCUCCUACCCUCUGGACCAUUCCAGUUUCCUCUGUUGACUGCCCUUUCUCAGACUGGGAACAUUCCCCUUCCAUCCUUAAUUCUCUUUUUUUUCUCUCUCCAUACCAAUUUCCCCAAUAUGUGUAAUCUACAGGCACCCGUCUCCAGUUCCUGUCCUCUCCAGAAUUCCUGCCCAGCAUUCUCUACUCUCUAUAACAUAUUUGCACUUGGAAGACUUGCCUGUCUCACUGAGCCUCCAACCUGAUCCUGUCAUUUCCCAGAAUCAGUUCAUCUUCCUGAUACUUUCUGUCCACGGCAUUAUUGUUCUCCUUGACGUGUAGACUCAGAGCCACAAAUUCAUGUUGUCUCCUAGUCCUCUUCCCUCAGAAUCAAUGAUCACAUCAACGCUGAGGGUACUGCUACAGUGUCAUUCCCACAAGCCCCCUCAGAACCUACUACUUGGUGAACACCCAACUGAGGGGCCUUCUAAUUGCCUCUAGCUUCCUUCUCUCUGAGCUAUACUGGCCUCUGCCAAAGUGGUCUCCCUUGGUCAUCACUUGAGUCAUAAUACCCUGGCCUAGGGUGAGUAGCCAGGGAGUCAGGGAGUCCUUUUAGGCUAUUCUAGAGAACUAGAGAGAAGUCUCAGGAUCAUCCUGCCCAGAGCAGUCUUGCCCCAAACAAGCUCUAUGCCCCCUCCUGCAUCCUGCUGCCUCAUUUCCCUGGACCACAUCCAUCUUUUGGCUUCUGCAUCAUGGUUCAGCUUCCAGCCCUAACUUGGCUCCUGAUAUACUGCAUAUAUAUGUGCAUAUGUACAUUACGUAUGUAUAUGGUACCCCUCAAAUUUUUUCCCUUUCUAAACUUAAACUUAAAUUUAAAUUAAACUUAAAAUUUUUACUCUUUCCCUGGGUCAGACGCUAGGCAUCCUUGUUUAUCUCCAUUUUUCCAAUGUAGACUUUGAAAAGUUUGCCAUCAUUUCUGGAGAUGACUUCAGAUGUGAAGGGGGAGGCAAAAAAGACCCAUUGCCUUCAGAUGAAGGGUAGCAUCUGAAAUCUCUAAGGAUCACUAAACAUCUCAUGGUAUUUCCUUGUUUAUUCUCCAAACUCUCCAACAAAGAGCACCAAAGGGGAACCAAGAUGUAGAGAGCUGACCAUCAACCCAGAACUUUUGCUGUCUUCGGCCCAUCAUGACCUGAUUGCCAACACUACUUCCAAAUAUCAUCUGUAGUUCAUGUCCUUCUUCCCAUAAACAUGAAACCUCUAGAAGCCCAGGCCACCUGGCGAUCUAUGAAGUAACUGCUAGUGUCCCCAGGGGUUCUCUAUCCUGAACACCCUUUAGACUCACUGGGGAGAUUUAAAAAAUACAUUGAAACCCCACCCCAGAUCAAUUAAACAAGAAUCACCAGGGAUGGGAUCCAGCUACCCACAAAUUUUAACAGCUCCCCAAAUUAUUCUAAUAUGCAGUUAAAAUUGUUGCUCUGGAUGAAAAGGCCACCUUACAAUUCAACUGUUCCUGUUGUUUUCUAAGGACUCUCUUUUAUUUCCCAUUUUUUCUUUCUAUACCACCCCUCUUAGCUAAAGAAGUCUUUCAUGAUUCAUUGACAACCAUUGAAUUAGGAAACUGGGAGAGAGGAGAAAUAAAAAUGAUGUGUGGACUUCAUUUCUAUUUUUUUAGCAUUGACUUCUACCUUGCUCAUCAGUUCUUACAUUUCAUCUUUAUGUAUAAAGAAGUAGUAAACAGAUGACUUUGUUCUGUUUUCCUUCCUUUCCCAGAAGUCCUAUUCCAAAUUUGACAAACCAGAUUAAAUACACAUAUUUGAUUCAGUAGGUCAGGGUAAGGAUUAUUUGUUUCUUCUAUUUAACACCUUCCUUCUCUUGGAGGAAAAUGUCUGUAUAAAAUAGUCCAUUACAAAAAUUAUGGAUAUGUAAGUAGUCUUCUAAAUGUAUAUAGUUCUUUCACCACUAGGACACAGCACAAACAUUCUAGAAAGAUGAAUAAUUAGACAAAUUUCCUUUAUGGCGUAAAUAUUAAAUAUAAAUGUAAAACUGGGUGUUUUGAGUGUUAUUUAUAGUACAUGAGGAUAUAAAGCAAGUUUCUCAAGGACAGAAUCUACAACACACAUUUAGGUAACUCAAAUACUCUGACCUUAUGAUCUCCCCUUGCAUUCUUCCACGUUUCCAUAAAUAAGCUUCUAA